AAAAAAACUAAAAAUAUUAGGACAAUCAGAACUGACUUCAAUACAGCUUAAAUUAAUAAACAUGACGGGCGAUGUACCUAAUUUAACAAUAAAUAAUCAAACAAUGGAAGAAUGUAUAACUUUGAGUUGUUGUUGUCCUUUUCUGGGAGGAAUAUCAAAUGGUUCAAUCAACGAUUGCACUCUUCCAAAUGGCCAACAAUUUCAAAAAGCAUAUCGUAAAGAAUUAAGGACAAUGUCCGAUGAUGAACGAAAUAGACUCUUUAAAUGUAUUCGAAAAUUAAAAGAUUCUGGUGAAUAUGAUGCUCUAGCAAGAUUGCAUAAAGACGCGUUUGAUUCGGGCGGGGCGCAUGGGGGGCCUGCUUUUUGUCUUUUUCAUAGAGAAUUAACUAAAAGAUAUGAAUUAAUGAUUAGAAAAUGUGAUCCAGACUUGUAUCUCCCUUAUUGGGAUUCAACGCUAGAUGGUAGAUUACCGCAACCGAAAGAUUCGUGUCUUUUUACGGAAAAGUUUCUUGGGGGAACGGACCCUUCCACCGAUUAUGUAAUAAAUGGCCCGUUUAGUCCCUGGCCAACAACGGAGGGAAACCCUUAUAUUUCACGUUCUGUCGGUCAAAUGGGUGGAUGUUUUACUGACCAAGAUAUUGAAGAGGUCUACGAGCAAACAGAUAUUAGAGAUGUUCUCUCAUAUUCAAUGCCUUAUGCUUCUUGUAAUAUUUCCGUAAAUUGGGAAUGGCUGGAGUACCGUCAUGGCAAUGUUCAUGGAUUUAUUGGAGGUGAUAUGGGAGAUGCACGGAUAUCUGCUAAUGAUAUUUGCUUUUACUUUCUUCACUGCUUUGUUGAUUUUGUGAGAGAAAAUUUCUCUAAAUCUAAUUUUCUAAAGAUUUUUGAGGGAUGGCGUUUGAGAAGACAAAAUCGACAUCAAAGAGAAACUGAAUAUCCUCCUGAUAUUGCUGCAUGUGAAUCUUCUGCACAUUUUAAACAUGCAACAAUGGCUGAAUUUUCCCCUCUACAAAAUAUAGACGGACUAAGAAAUGAUUAUACAGACAAUAUGUAUGAAUAUGCCGACAGGCCAAAUUGCUCUCUUGAAAUUCCAGAUUGCAAUUCAAUAUAUUUAUUUUGUGACCUCUCCCAUGGAGACCCUCAUUGCGCAGCAAAGGCUUGUUUAGGAGGAGAUUGUUCUGGAUUUAUUAAAGGGGAAGAAGUUUGUUUUGAUAGUGUAUGCAUUAAUAACGUCUGCACAAAAGAGAAUAUUACAACAACAACAACAACAGAAUUAAAAGAAACAACACCAGAAAUGCAAACAAACACGAAUAUUAUAACAACAACACCAGAACAUCAACCAAACACAAAAACAGAAGAAAUUGAAGAGACUAAAACAACAAUAGAAACAUCCAAAACAACAUCCACUCUAUUAAAUAACACAGAAACAACACUCGAUGUUUGCCAAACAUGUCAAUGUUUAUGUACAUACAAACAAACAUUAUUAGUUCCAAAAAUAAGAGCAGAAGAAAUUUUAGAGAUAAAAUAG
Meloidogyne enterolobii is the source of this 1525-nucleotide messenger RNA. Lineage: Eukaryota; Metazoa; Nematoda; Chromadorea; Rhabditida; Meloidogynidae. The record is from the annotation of a GenBank genome assembly.